AUGUUGCUUUGUUUACCAAAUGAACUGCUGCAGUGUAUCGCGGAGAACCUGGGAUCCGCGGAGCAUAUAAAUGCCUUUGCUCAAACCAAUAUCCGACUUUAUCAUCUCUUAAAUCCCUAUCUUUAUUGUUACGAUGUACAAGAACACGGAAGUUCGGCAUUAUUGUGGGCUGCAAAAUAUGGGCAAGAAGCGACAGCUCAGAAGUCCCUAGCAGAAGGAGCUCAUGCUCAGUUUAAUCAAACGCCGCUUCUGUGGGCAGCACGCAAUGGGAAUGAGACAAUCGUCAAGCUUCUGCUCGCCACGGAGGAUGUCAAGCUAGACUCCCGGGAUUCUAACGGACGGACGCCCCUAUCAUGGGCGGCAGAAAAUGGUCAUGAGACAGUGGUCAAGCUACUACUCGCCACAGAGGAUGUCAAUCCAGACUCCCAGGAUUCGAUCGGACGGACUCCCCUAACGAGGGCAGGGGAAUAUGGGCAUGAAGCUAUAGUCAAGCUACUACUCGCGGAGGGUGUCAACCCAGACCCCCAAGCUUCGAGCGGACAGUCACCCAUAUCGCUAGCGGCAGGAAACGGACACGAGACAGUCGUCAAGAUACUGCUCGCCACAGAAGGUGUGAAUCCAGAUUGCAAGGAUAUUAACGGAGAGACGCCCCUAUCGCGGGCGGCACGAAGCGGACAUGAGACAGUCGUCAAGAUACUGCUCGCCACAGAAGGUGUGAAUCCAGAUUGCAAGGAUAUUAACGGAGAGACGCCGCUUUUAGGGGCAGCAUUAAGUGGACAUGAGGCCGUGAUCAAGUUACUUCUCGCCACCGAGGGUGUGAACCCAGAUUGCAAGGAUCCUAACGGGCGGACGCCCCUAUCAUGGGCGGCACAUAAUGGAGAGGAGACGGUGGUCAGGCUGCUUCUCAGCACGAAGGGUACCGAUCCAGACUCCCGGGAUUAUGUCGGACGAACUCCCCUAUCAUGGGCGGCCCAGAAUGGAGAGGAGGCGGUAGUCAGACUGCUUCUCAGCACGAAGGGUGUCAAUCCAGACUCCCAGGAUUCUGUCGGACGGACUCCCCUAUCGUGGGCGGCAGAAUAUGUGCAUGAGACAGUGGUUAAGCUACUAUGUACAGCAUGA
Molecule: messenger RNA, 1119 nt
Organism: Penicillium riverlandense
Lineage: Eukaryota; Fungi; Ascomycota; Eurotiomycetes; Eurotiales; Aspergillaceae
Product: ankyrin repeat domain-containing protein
Exons: 1
Coding region: 1-1119 (372 amino acids)
Molecular function (GO): protein binding
Source: RefSeq, a predicted model, not a curated record